AUCAUACAAUUCUUAUUAUAUUCUUCCACAUUAAUUUCAAGAUUUAUUUUCAUUCAAAUAAACCACCCAUUAGCUAUAGGAUUAAUACUUUUAAUUCAAACACUACAAAUUUGUUUAUUAACAGGACUAAUAGCAAAAAGAUUCUGAUUCUCCUAUAUUUUAUUUUUAAUUUUUCUAGGAGGAAUAUUAGUAUUAUUCAUCUAUGUAACUUCAUUAGCUUCAAAUGAAAUAUUUUCUUUAUCCAUAAAAUUAACAACUCUUUGUAUUACUAUUAUAACAAGUCUUACAUUUAUUUCUCUAUUUAUUGAUAAACUAUCUACACUUCCUUUUAUUCAAAACUUAGAAAUAAAUACCUACUUUAAUCCUAACUUAUUUACACAUGAAAAUUCAUUAAAUCUACAUAAAUUAUAUAACUUCCCAACAAACCUAAUAACAAUUUUAUUAAUAAAUUAUUUAUUAAUUACACUAAUUGCAGUAGUAAAAAUUACUAAAUUAUUCUACGGACCUCUCCGGCCUAUAAACUAA
This is a messenger RNA of Bactrocera oleae (olive fruit fly), 525 nucleotides long. The record is from the annotation of a RefSeq genome assembly. NCBI's taxonomy places the organism in Eukaryota, Metazoa, Arthropoda, Insecta, Diptera, Tephritidae.